Molecule: messenger RNA, 654 nt
Organism: Filobasidium floriforme
Lineage: Eukaryota; Fungi; Basidiomycota; Tremellomycetes; Filobasidiales; Filobasidiaceae
Exons: 5
Coding region: 1-654 (217 amino acids)
Source: RefSeq, a predicted model, not a curated record
AUGGCAACGAUCCUUCCCAUUCACAAUCCCUCUUGCGAGAACUCCGUAUGCGAGAAUUACCUGCACACGUCCACGACCGCAAUCGUGGUUAUCAACCUCGCAAGUCUGCAGUCUCCGUACGUGGAUCCACAAGGAGCCAUGAAGGCUUUCCACCACAUUUCUCAACGAGCCAUGUUCAGUCUUACGGCAGGAGCUGAACCGAUCGGACAAGCUAUAUUUCUGUUCCUCGAUCACAACAAGAGGAUGAAGAAGAACGUCAGGAAAGUUCUAGAUGACAUGCAUAAUGUUUGGGUGUCGCGUAAGGUCGUGGACACGUUGGCAUUUCUAAACGUCACGAUGAACUCCACGGUACCUAAGCAUACUGUAGCGGUCAUCGCCACCGAUCAGAUUGACCAUACAGACGGGAGCAUGAUCAAGGACCCUAUCUACGCCUGCAUACGAAUUACCGACACAAUUAAAGCCUUCCAUUCGCUACUGUACGACCCUAUCUGCGAACACCUCAGACCUGCCACUAUGGCGGAGAGGGAACGCGUCUUCACUUCGUGUCCCAGGGUCGGCAGUAUCGAGCAACACGACCACGGACCGAUCCCGGAGGACGACGAUUCUGCCAAGUCUGGAGUACAAGCCUAUACAUGGUUUUCGACGAAAUAUUAG